Messenger RNA from Macrobrachium nipponense, 2343 nucleotides. RefSeq lists its product as uncharacterized. The transcript is spliced from 7 exons. Gene Ontology annotation, molecular function: 2-oxoglutarate-dependent dioxygenase activity. The record is from RefSeq and is a predicted model, not a curated record. Lineage: Eukaryota; Metazoa; Arthropoda; Malacostraca; Decapoda; Palaemonidae. Bases 182 to 1114 code for a protein of 310 amino acids.
GCUGUCUCUAAGCCCAAUGCAUGUCACACAGUGUCAGUCAGUGUCGGUGUGGCGUCCCUCUGAAUCGGUGGCCCCAUUGUGACCAAACUGGUGGUGGGACUUUGUGAGUAGUGGUCGUUCGUAACCAAACUAGUGGUCGUACUUUGUGAGAAGUGGUCGUUCGAGAAGUGGUCGCCACGUCAUGGCUGAGGGCAUUCCUGUGGUUGAUAUGGGGAAGUUAGGGCUUGGCAGCGGCGAUUCCCCAGGGGAACAGGAACGACAAACAGUUGCCAAUGAAAUUGCCGAAGCCUUCAGGAACGUCGGUUUUGUUUACUUGAAAAACCACGGGAUCCCUAAACAAGUGAUCGAAGAGAUCUUCACAUCCUCGAAGGAGUUCUUUUCUCUGGACCAAGAAGUCAAAGCUCAGUACAAUCGAGGAGUGACAGAUAUCCAAGGCUACACGGAGGUGAACAGAGAGAGGCUGACCACUGGAAGGGACGCCAAGGAACUGAGAGAAAGCUACGACAUCCGCGGAGUGGACGGAAUGUUUCCAGAGGAGGUCCCCUUCCUGAAAUCGUCUGCUUCCAGAAUAAUCCAGUAUUGCGUUGACCUUUCCAGGCGUCUGCUGAGCCUCAUGGAAAUAGCCUUAGGUCUGGACCGAAACUACUUCGGUUCGUUGCACCAAAGGAUGUUCGGGGAGAACAACGCGACCUGCCUGAGGCUCCUUCAUUACCCUCCGCUGUCAGGGAAGGAUUACAAGGAAGGCCUUAUCAGGUGUGGGCAGCACACGGAUUACGGGACGUUCACGCUCCUUUUCCAAGACUCCAUGGGAGGUCUGGAGGUUUUGAAUCGAGCUGGAAAGUGGCUCCAUGCCGAUCCCAUACCAGACGCCAUCUUGGUGAACAUCGGGGAUCUGAUGCAGUUCUGGACGAAUGACGAAUUCGUGGCUACGGAACACCGAGUCCUAGUUCCCAAAGAAGAGAUAAGGCAGAGAUGUGCCAGGCAGUCAGUGGUCUGCUUCGUGCAUCCAGACGAUGAGGUUCUGAUUAAGCCCCUGAACAACUCUUCCAUGUACACCCCAGUCACUUCUAAAGAACACACAGACAGGAGAUUCCAUGAGACUUACGUCUACUGAACAACCGUGAACAUUCCAGCCACUUCCAAAGAACCUAUACUUACUUUUCAGGAGACCAAUGCUUACUAAUUCAUUUGUUCCAUGAAUAUUCCAGCCAUCUCUAAUUACCUUCAAUAAUUUUCCAGGAAACUUAUGUUUACUACUCCCGUUACUUUGUGAAUAUUCCAGCCACUUCCAAAGAACUCACACUCACGUUCCAGGAGACACAUGUCUAUUCAUCCCUUUGCUCUAUGAGCAUUCCAGCUACUUCCAAACAACCUACACUCACUUUCCAGAACCAUGUUUACUAAUCCAUUUGCUCCAUGAAUAUUCCAGCCACCUCUAAAUAACCCACAAUAACUUUCCAAGAGACACAUGUUUACUAAUCUCUUUGCUCUAUGAAUAUCCCAGACACUUCCAAAGAACUUACACUCACGUUCCAGGAGACCCCUGUUUACUAAUCCCUUUGCUCUAUGGAUAUUUCAGCCACUUACAAAAAACUUACACUUACUUUCCAAGAGAUCUAUCUAUCCAGUUCUGGGAGACUUAGAUGCACUUUUCCAUCAACCACGUACAUUCCAGAAGCUUCUAAAGAAUUCUAAAAGAGUAAAUGUGAAAAGACUUACGUUUAACACAAUAUCUUUGAUGCGCUUUCCAAUUACUUCCAAAAAAAUGUAUCCACUCAUUCCAGACGACUCACAUUUAUUGGUACAUCCUCCAUCAACAUUCCAUAGACCAAGAAACUUAUAUUCACUAAGCCAUCUUACAUGGAUAUUAUUCCAGCUACUUCCAAAAAUCAUAUAUCUAGAUUUCAGGAUACUAAAACAAUUCAACUCAUUCCAUAUACUUUCCAGCUAUUUACACAACGUACACCCAGAUUUCAGGAGGCUUAAUUUCGCUACACUAGCUUCCACUACUUUGCAGGGGCUUCUAAAAAAACAUACAGACCAGAGAUUUAAGGCAGUUCAAUUUACUUUUCCAUUGUUUCAACUCACCAAGGUUUCUGGAACUUACAUUUAUUUCCUCAUUCAUCUCCCAUGUACAUUCCCGUGGCUUCCAAAAAAAUCCACACACCUUGGAGGUUCCAGGGGAUUUAUGUUUGCUUAGUCUAUACAAAAGCCACUUUCUACGCUGGAAUUGUUUAAUUGUUUAAACAAUUGUUUAAACCAUUGUUUAAUUGUUUAAAGCUUAUUACCUGUAAUCCUAAAAAAUUGUUAAUGAAAAUUGAAAAUAAUAAAUAUUCUUAAUUA